AUGAAACCUUAUAAUAUUAUAAGGAAUUUCAUAGAACUGAAAGCUCACUGGGAAGUAAUUUAUCUUCCGAAACAAAACUUAAAAUCCAAAAUAUUUAAUUUUUACUCAAAAUCUUUAGAUUAAUAUUAGUGUUGUUUAAAUCUUCCGUUUACAAAAGUCUCUAAAAAAAGAUCUUUAAAAAAAGAAUUACAAUCAAUAAAAAGCUUUGAAAAGGAUAUAUUUUAAAUAUAUUUUAUUUAAGACUCUCAAUUUAUAACUUAAAAAGAAACAGUACUAUGA
This is a messenger RNA of Tetrahymena thermophila SB210, 279 nucleotides long. RefSeq lists its product as hypothetical. NCBI's taxonomy places the organism in Eukaryota, Ciliophora, Oligohymenophorea, Hymenostomatida, Tetrahymenidae. The record is from RefSeq and is a predicted model, not a curated record. The transcript is spliced from 2 exons.